Molecule: messenger RNA, 2686 nt
Organism: Vicugna pacos (alpaca)
Lineage: Eukaryota; Metazoa; Chordata; Mammalia; Artiodactyla; Camelidae
Gene: ZNF831
Product: zinc finger protein 831
Source: RefSeq, a predicted model, not a curated record
CCUCUGAGCGCCCGGCCCGCCCCCGCCCGCCCGGCCGAUGUCCCCAGCGGUCACCCCAGGGCCCUGGUCAGACAGGCUGCGGUGGAGGACUUGCCGGGUCCCCCGACCGGAGAGAUGCCGACCCCCCCAGAGGACCCGGAUGGGAAGACUGCUGCCGGGGAGGGGGCGGCCAGCAAGGGCCAGGGCGCGGCAAGGAAGCGGAGCCCGAGGAAGCUGAAGAUGUUCUCCCAGGAGAAGUGGCAGGUGUACGGGAACGAGACUUUCAAGAGAAUCUACCAGAAAAUGAAAGGCAGCCACCAAGGAGGCAAGCAGGCAAGGGAGGUGACAGGGGCCAGUGGGGCUGAGCUGGACCGCCCUCUGCAAGAAGAGGCAGCAGGGAGCAAGGGUGCAGCCCCAUCCCAGGAUGCAAGGAGGACCCCUGUCCCAGGGGACACGUCUUUGGGGGCCAAGCCAGCACCUUCGGCAAGUCCGCCAGCCCUGGAGGGCUUCUUGGUGACCCAGCCCCCAAAGCAGAGGGAGACAGUGGCCAGAGGGGGAGGCAGUGACCAGCCAGGGGUGAACGCCCUCAGCUGCAGGGAACCCCCCUGUCUGGGCGACAAGAGCCCUCUGCUUCCUCCAAAUAGGGGGCUGGAGCUGGGGUCUCAGCUGGCCCCAGAGCUUGGUCCCCCACAAGGAGGUGAGCUAGAGGCUUCCAGGCCAGGUUUGCCAGACCCCAAGCUGGAAGGCAGCACCCACGGUAGUAGUGGCCCAAAGGAGACCUGUCAGCGGGCUCACGUUGUCCCGAGAUGGCCCGGCGAUAGCUCUGGGGAGCCCCAGCCCACAGAGGACAAGCUCCCCUCGGAGAGGAAGAAGCUGAAGGUGGAGGAGCUAAGCUGCCAGGAGCCCCUGAGAGCAGGAGGAGAGACCCCUGGGGGUCCUGUGCAACCCACCUCCCCACCUGCUCAGAACCAGGACAAUGAUCCCAGGGAGAAGCCAGGAGAGCUGCCUGGAAGUGGUGACUGCACAGUGAGGGUUAGGGCUGGGCGACAGGGCGAGCCUGGGGAAGCUUCCAGCGCCUCCCCUGAAGUUGCUUCUGGGGCCCUAAGGCACGUGGGGCCACAGAACAAGGAUUCUCUGCUGUGUCCUACAGCCCCCAGGGGUCCCUCCCCGGCAGCCAUGCAGCCUCGGACUCCCAGCAUCCUCACUGCUCCAGUGGAUACCUCUUUUCUUCCUCAGUACCUCCUCAGAUUACCCCAGGGAGAGACCCACCCCCCACCUCCCAUCACCCAGAAGCCAGACCAGGGCCCAGACCCUCUCUGCAGGAGCGGGUACCUGGAGGAACGGGCAUCCUUUGUCGGAUCAGGGCUGGGGGCCCUCUUGCCUCCCUGCCCAGCUUUAAGCCAGGUCCCAGGUGGAGCAGACAGCUUCUGGGAGGACCCCAGCUGGUCCGGGCCACGGGACAGGAGAAAGCGGGUGCUGGGAGAGGAGAAAGGGGGCCUGGACACUGGCCUCCCAGCAGCCGGGGCCCCCAGGAGGGCGGCCUCCUUCCUGCCCACCCCAGUGUGUGACUCCCGAGGGAGUGAGACCCACGACACCCAAGCACUCUGCGGGAGCAGCACUGCGGCAAGAGCCUGCCCCUCUGGGGGCAUCCUGAGCCCCUGGGAACCCAACAAGGAGUUGAGGGGUCCUCCUGAGAGUGUCUCGGCAGAAGAAAGUCCUUCUUCUCCAGAGCGGCCAGCAGGGCUCAGUCCAUGCUGCUCCCGCCAGCCCAGCUCCUUCCUCUCAGCCCUCUCGGCCCCACGCCGGCCUCAGCUGGCCGUGGGUGCCCAGGCAGAGACUCUGGGGCUCAGCGGGGCCCAGGGCCCUUUCCCCUCAUUGAGGGCCGAACCCCGGCUCACGUGGUGUUGCUUAAGCCGCAGCCUCCCUCUGCCUAUGGAGCAGAAGGAGAAGGAUGCUUCCGUGUACCUGGCGCUGCACUUCCCUGGUGACAGCCCCCCAGAGGAGGGUCCGGACGCCCGGCCGGUGAGCAAGGCUGUGUCUGGAGGAUGGCCCAGGACCAGGCCCGGAAGAGGAGGGCAGACGCAGAUGUUGAAGCUCUCCGACCCAGCAGUCCCCGCGGUGACAUCCCAGGACCGGGUGUCCGAGCCAAGAUGGAAGAAAGCACUGCCUCGCAGGAGGGCGAAGACACUUCGUGGGAGCAGCAGGCAGAGAACCCUGAGCAUCGUCUCCAAAAGGUACACAGGGAGUUUCUUGCAAAGCCGCGCUCAGCUGAGAGCCAGGAAGCCACACUGGGUGCUGAGAAAAGACUGCCGCCCACCCCCAGUCGAGGGGCCAGCCCCACGCAGGACCCGCGGGCAGGCUUCUGCAGGAAUGGCAGGUAAGGCUCUCCUCGGAGAGGAAUCCACCGAGCUGCUGGGGACGCGACGUGAGCCUGAGGCAGCCGUCCUUGCUGUCUGGAGCCUGAAGUCCCGCAGGGGGACAGAUGCGCGUGGGAUGAUGACACCAGUGUUACGUCUGUGGGAUGGUCGUCGAGACCCUAAGCCAGCGGAGAGGGGCUGGGGUGGGAAUAUGUAGAAUCCAGCACUGAGGAGGCAGCAAACCUCCCCAUGUACUGGCCGCGUGUGCCGGGCGCCGCCCAGACAGAGCUCACCCCGGGGCCUGGAAAAUGUGAGUCAGAACUCUUGAGCCUCCACCUUUCCCUCACCUU